CAGUUGCCUAAAACCCUUGGGCGUUCUUCCUGCCGCCGGAGCCCUCCCUGCUCCGCCCCGCCGGCAUGGCGUCGCUCGUGCCCCGGCUCCUUCGGCGCCGGACUCUGCAACCCGCCCAGGUUCUACGCUCUCUACGUGAUUCUUGGAUGCGAUUGCCCGACGCGAGCUCCCCACGUCCUGCCCCAUUGCUCCACUGUUCCCCGGGGGAUGCUGGGUGUGUGUUAGCUGCACGAAGUUGGUGGUUUUACUCGCCUGUGAGGUACGGGAGCACGGCGGUGACGCUGAACACGGACGGUGGCUUUGCGCGGUUUUCGGUCGGAGACUCGGGCACGAGGCAGAAUGGGGGUCAGAAGCAGCCGCCGGCGAAUAAGAAGAAGAUGUCAAGGAAGUCCAAGGUCAACCAGCUCAAGUGGUUCCGACUAAAGGCUAAAAAGAAGAUGAAGUCGCCAAACCCCGAAGUCAGGAUAAGAUACAAGCUUGAAAAGGCUAAGAGGAAAGAAGAGUGGCUCAUUGAGAAACUUAGGAAGUAUGAGGUCCCGAGGGUUCCGGAGCCAGUUCAUGACCCUGAGAUUCUGACUGAAGAGGAGAAAUUUUACCUCAAACGAACUGGGGAGAAGAAAAAGAACUAUGUCCCUGUUGGGAGAAGAGGGGUCUUUGGCGGUGUUGUUCUAAACAUGCACCUCCACUGGAAAAAGCAUGAGACUAUGAAGGUGGUCUGCAAGCCCUGUCGGCCUGGCCAAGUGUAUGAGUAUGCCGAGGAGCUGGCGAGGCUCAGCAAAGGGACAGUCAUUGAUAUUAAACCCAAUAACACAAUUAUCUUCUAUCGUGGAAAGAACUAUGUGCAGCCAAAGGUUAUGUCACCUCCUGACACUCUUUCUAAGCAGAAGGCCUUGGAAAAAUAUAGGUAUGAACAAUCUCUUGAACAUACCAGUCAAUUUAUUGAGCAGCUGGAGAAGGAGCUUGAAGAUUACCAGAAACAUGUCAUUUUAUUUAAGAACCGUGACAGAGCUAUUCCCGAGAAAAUAAGUAACAAAGAUGCUAUUGUUGAUGACCUCACAACUAGUUCAGAUACUGAAUAAUCAUCUUCUUGAUCAAUCGACACCUCAGGUCUUUACGCAAUGAAGUUUUCUCAAGCUUGCUCUUAAAAUGGAAAAGGAACAACUAGUUGUUCAAGCCCUGAAGUAGUGCUGCAGCACACUAGGAGGGAUCAAGUACCAUGAACAUAAUUGUUUGAUGGGUCACACUGCAAGGUAGUAAAGUUCAGACUCUGCAUUUCCAAACUACGAACUUACAUCAGUUAUGGAUGCUAGUGGGUGAGAUGAGUCCUAUUUGCAACCUUGCAUCAGAAAUGGGCUUCCUUGGAGCUUCAAGCUAUUAAAAAUCAAUUUGGGUGUCUACUGGAAAUGGAUCUUCUCAACGGCUCAAGUGGAAACCAGUAAGUUCUCACCCAGAUCUCCACGAAUUAGGUCAUAGUAGCAUACAGCAGAUAGUUUUUUUUAGAAUGAAAUUUCCUUUUGUUAGGUUAUUAGUUACUAAUAUCAAGAGUUAAGUUCAAGUCUUCAAGAUCAUCUGAAAUGUAUAAUACUUGUGAACUGUCCAGCAAUUGGACCAGCCUAACCGUCGUAGUGGACUGACCAAUAAGCAGUAUAGAUGAAAUAUUAUCUUUGGGACUUUUUUGGUAACAUCUUGGGGACUUUAGUUGGAAAUUUCCCUGUAAAGUAACAAGUAAACAAGAAACAUUGAAAGCUCAUGGCUUAGAAGAAACCGUUUGUACUCUUACAUUUCUGGACAAACUAAGUUCAGGAUAGAAUGACGUUGAAGCUUCGAAAUUCUUGGUGCUGUAAAAAAACAAAAGAAAACUUUAGAAUGAGCUACUUCCACCACAUAAUUAGCCAUUGACAUUGCGAAGUCAUCUCGAAAUGUGUGAAUUGAUCCAAAGUAUUGAUACUCUGUAACCGGCACUUGGCAGGUUGCCUCACCUUGCAGAGAUUAUACAGUAAUCGGCCCUGUAACAGAUUAUUUUGUUAUUUGAAGUCAGUAUUUGUAGAUAUAUAUGCGUAUAGCGUAGCAAUAAGUGUCACAGCAAGACUUUUUGAGCAACAAUUAAAUAGUGUACGUACUUCUGCUGAAUCAAAAGAAACUGCUUGUACAUGUCAGUAAUUUAACACAACAAUUCGAUGAUUACUUAAAGAGUUCAAGUUGCACAACUUAAAGAUAGAGCGACACCACCACACUACAGCAACAACAGUUUAGAACCUUCUAGAACAGAUUAAAUUUGCAAUAACAUGCAGAAAAAGAAUUAGAGAGGAAUGACAUUAACAUGAGUACAUAAAUACCAAAUACAAGACAUGCAACUUUUGAAUGGCCUUUUAGCUAAUCAUGGCUGAUUAUGCCUAGUAAUGGACCUGUUAAACCUGGUUGUACCCAAACAUGGUAGAAAAUACUAAUAUACUAUUACUAACCUUCAAGUGUAAAUCUAAAGGCUAGGAAAAGGAUGGGAGUUCAAAAGGAAUUGAUAUGGUGGAGUUGUGGUUGUUAACAGAUUCGAACUUCUAUUGAAGAUGGACUAUUGUACAUGAAGUCUGAACAGUGAACAAAAUAGUCUGUUGUGUAGCAUUUGAUGUAAAUUUUACAAUGCAAAAAGAUUUACCUAAAACGGAGCUACGGAUCAAAAUUAUAAGCUCUAGAAGUAGGCUAAUCAAUGUAAAGGUGCUGUAAAGUUCUGCCGGAAUCAUGUCGCAGUAGAGAAUCGGCAAAGAUGAUUAGCCUACUCUAGAGCCUAUAACUUUUGAUCUGCAGCUCCGUUUUAAGUGAAUCUUUUUGCAUUGUAAACUUAGAUCAAACUCUAUGCAAUAGACUAUUUUGUUCACUGUUCCAAGUUCAUCUAUAGCAUUAGAAGUUUGAAUAUGUUAACAGCCAUAACUCCACCAUAUCAAUUCCUUUUCAACCACAACCUUUUCCUAGCAUUUAGAUCUAUACUUAAGGUAGUAUUUGUACAAUGUUUAGGUACUGUUAUAUUGGUAUUCAUGCUUUGUAUGUUCUUUCA
This is a messenger RNA of Brachypodium distachyon (stiff brome), 3046 nucleotides long. RefSeq lists its product as uncharacterized. The coding region runs from base 66 to 1079 and encodes 337 amino acids. Gene Ontology annotation, molecular function: RNA binding. The transcript is spliced from 5 exons. Lineage: Eukaryota; Viridiplantae; Streptophyta; Magnoliopsida; Poales; Poaceae. The record is from RefSeq and is a predicted model, not a curated record.